Molecule: messenger RNA, 291 nt
Organism: Lasiodiplodia theobromae
Lineage: Eukaryota; Fungi; Ascomycota; Dothideomycetes; Botryosphaeriales; Botryosphaeriaceae
Product: Mitochondrial intermembrane space translocase subunit
Exons: 2
Coding region: 1-291 (96 amino acids)
Biological process (GO): protein insertion into mitochondrial inner membrane
Cellular component (GO): mitochondrial inner membrane
Source: RefSeq, a predicted model, not a curated record
AUGUCCUUCUCCCUGUUUGGCGGCCGCCCGCAGCCCUCGUCGGAGCAGAAAAUCGCUGCCGCCGAGACUGAGAUCGAGAUGGUUUCCGACAUGUUCAACCGUCUCGUGUCCAGCUGCACUAAAAAGUGCAUUCCGACGACGUACCGCGAAGCCGAGCUCGACAAGGGCGAGUCCGUCUGCCUUGACCGCUGCGUCAGCAAGUUCUUCGACGUCCACACCAAGGUCAGCGAGAAAAUGCAGGGCGAGGCCGCCGCUAGGCAAGGUGGUGCCGGCGGCAUGUUCGGCAUGUAA